Molecule: messenger RNA, 1125 nt
Organism: Huiozyma naganishii CBS 8797
Lineage: Eukaryota; Fungi; Ascomycota; Saccharomycetes; Saccharomycetales; Saccharomycetaceae
Gene: RRP8
Product: 25S rRNA (adenine645-N1)-methyltransferase
Exons: 1
Coding region: 1-1125 (374 amino acids)
Biological process (GO): ribosomal large subunit biogenesis; rRNA methylation
Cellular component (GO): nucleolus
Molecular function (GO): rRNA (adenine) methyltransferase activity
Source: RefSeq, a predicted model, not a curated record
AUGGAAUUGUUUAAAACUGGAGACUGGAACUUGAAGGCUGAUAAAAUCGCUUUCCAAUCGACGGAAAAGAACGCCGCGAAGAAAGUGAAGAAAGAGCAGAGGAAGAAGAAGAUAAAGGAGAGGAAGGAUGCUCAGAUAAAGCAGGCACAGGAGGAAGACAGCGAGGAGUCCUUUUCAGACGACGAGAUCGAGACAAUCCCAGUGGUCACGGAACAAAAAGUCACCAAAAAGAAGCAACCCGUGGCGACGAAACCGGCUAUCGCUCUGCAGGCAAAGAGGAAGUUGACCCCACUGCAGCAGAAGAUGAUGGCCAAACUAUCUGGCUCCCGUUUUAGGUGGAUCAAUGAGCAACUGUAUACCAUCUCUUCGGAAGAUGCCUUAGAGCUGAUCAAGAGCCAGCCAGAGUUGUUCGAUGAGUACCACGACGGGUUUAGGUCCCAGGUGUUGACUUGGCCUGAGAACCCCAUUGACGUUUUCAUUGACCAGAUCCAAACACGUUUGAAAAGGAACAUUAACGCACCAGGUGGGUUGCCAGGGUUGCCCCACUCCAGAAAACUGAUUAUUGCCGAUAUGGGCUGCGGUGAAGCCACGUUGGCGCUCAAAGUUAACAAUUUCUUCAAACAGAACAAAAGACUUAAAAAGAAGAUAGAGUACAAAGUGCACAGUUUUGAUCUGAAGAGGGUAAACGAGAGAAUCACCGUUGCGGAUAUCAAAAAUGUCCCAUUGCCUGAUGAAUCCUGUUCAAUUGUCGUUUUUUGCCUUGCUCUAAUGGGUACGAACUUCUUAGACUUUAUCAAGGAAGCUUAUAGAAUCCUGACUCCCAGAGGAGAGAUCUGGAUCGCAGAGAUCAAAUCUCGUUUUGCAGACGGGAAGGGGGACGAGUUUGUCAACGCUUUGAAGCUUUUGGGGUUCUUCCAUAAGAACACCGAUGACUCCAAUAAAAUGUUCACCAGAUUUGAAUUCUUUAAACCACCUGAGGAUAUAUUGAAGGAGAGAAUUGCGAAAUUGGAAAGGAGGCAGAAAUUUAUAGAGGUUCAAACGGAGAAGGAGCAACUAGAGACCAAAAGAAAGAAGGCUGCUGAAGGUAAAUGGUUACUAAAACCAUGCAUAUAUAAAAGAAGGUGA